AUGCGUAUGGUCAGUGAACAGGUUCGUUGUCCUCUGAUGUCUGGUCACUUGCAAUGCAUUUAUUCAUGUUUAUUUUAAUAAUUAUGCAUUGUGUUCAGUAUUCCACAGUAAACUGUUUGGUUUGAAUUUUAUAAUUAGAAUGCAAAGUUCCACUGUUAAUUUCCUUCAUGAUUCACUCGUUCGUUCAUCCCCAAAUAUCUUUUCUCUUUCCUCUUUUCCUUGUCGUUUUCUCUAUCUGUCUGUCUUCUCUGUGCCCAGUCGUUCCGCCCGUUCGUGCUUUCUCUUUCCCAUUACUCAUCUGAGCUCUGUGAACUUAAGAUGCACUUGACCGAUACUUUCCAAAUUGUACUGUCCUUAAAGAAAGUGCAAUUGUUUUGCUUCUAGACCCCAUUGAAUGCUUUUUGAUUUUUGUGGAGAGGUACAUUCAGUACACUUGCUGUCUUCAAUAUUGUUCUUCACAAUUUUUCAGAAUAAAGUCAAAGUUGCGAUAAUCGGAGCUGGAUUCGCUGGUCUUCGAGCUGCUCGUCAUUUCGAACAAGUGGGAAUCGAGUACACGAUAAUAGAAGGGUCUGACCGAGUGGGAGGACGGGUUUAUCCAUUCUCCUAUAAUAAAGGAUACUUGCAUUACGGAGCCGAGUAUGUUAAUGGGCUCGACAAUGAAAUCUAUCAGAUUGUCGAGAAACACAACCUGCUUGACAAAACCGAAAGCAGAACUAAUGACUUGUGGAUGUUGGACGAAGGUACACUCACAAUCAUUGAUGGAAAGAGAGUUGAGGAGUGAGUUUUAUUUCUGUGAUACGGCAGAAAUUCAUCUUUCUUCAGUGGAAAACUGAAUGUAUGGAAGGAAUUUGUGAAAAACAUAAACGACAAACUUUACGAGGAAUCUUCUUUCGGAAAUGGAUUGCAAAAAAGUGUUUCUGAUAAAAUUGACGAGCAUUUCUCUAUCUUUUUGGAAGAAUAUAAGUUUGGAGAGGAAGAUCGUGCUACCUACGAGAACUUAUGCAGGAUUUUCAAAAAUUAUUUUCAAACAGAAUGGUCGAGUCCGGUACAUGAGGUAAGUGAAACAUUAAACCAUUAGAAAGGUGAAAAGUGUAUUUUCAGCUUGGAUUGAGGAAUCUUUGCACAUGGGAGGACGGUACAACUGUAGAAGAUUCUGCAGUGCUGAAUGAGUUCGGAUUCCAAAAGAUCUUGGAAGAAUUCACGUGCAUAAUCCCCAAAGAGAAGAUUCGUUUGAAUUCAAAGGUCAUCAAUAUCAAUUACGGAGACCUUGGAAGCGCGAAAAUUCUACUUGAAAACGGAGAAACGGUGUACUUUGAUGCGGUCAUUGUGACCUGUUCAUUGGGAUUUCUGAAGCACCACAAAAGGACUCUUUUCACCCCAUCAUUGCCACGUCAAAAGGAAGAUGCCAUCGAUCGGAUAGGAUUCGGGAGCAAUAUGAAAGUGUUCUUGGAGUACAAUACACCUUGGUGGCCUGACAAAACUUCUACCAUUAUGAUUUCGUCCCAGACAGACGGAGAGCACUCAAAACUCACUGAUAAUUUGAUGGUCUUCCAACCAAGUUCGUGGGCUCGGAAUGUAACUAUCUUCUCAGAAAAAUGUUUUUUCAAUCGCAUUUCGGCAGAUAUUAGUUUCCUGGAUUGCUGGCUGCGGUCCGUAUGAAGUUUCGUUGAAAACGGAUGAACAACUGAAGACUGUGAUUGAUUCGUUCCUGAAAGAAAAUCUAAAAGGAGAGUACAAAGUGGAAAACAUUUGCAGAAUUUUCCGACACAAUUGGAUGGAUGAUAUGUUUUCACUUGGAAGUUAUUCAUAUCUACUGCCAGGAACUCACCAAAACACUAUAAAAGUGCUCGCGGAGCCACUGAUGAAUGGAAGCAGGUUAGUGAGCAAUUUUGAGUCUUCGCUUGACCUUCCGUUAGGAUGUCUGUUUUCACACGAAGUCUAAAAUUUACUUGUUCAUUUAUUUUCUGAAGUUUCGAGUUUCAGACCACUUGUGUGCUUUGCGGGUGAGCACACCGAUCCUCAAAUGUAUCAAACCACUGUGGGAGCGGCGAGAAGCGGACACCGCGAAGCGAUGCGAAUCUCUGUACACCUGUUGAGUUCGGAUAACUGA
Caenorhabditis sp. 36 PRJEB53466 is the source of this 2110-nucleotide messenger RNA. The record is from the annotation of a GenBank genome assembly. NCBI's taxonomy places the organism in Eukaryota, Metazoa, Nematoda, Chromadorea, Rhabditida, Rhabditidae.